AAAACUACACAAAGAAGAACAUCACUUCCUGUUUAAAAAUGGCUCCACCCUUACUAAUGUCACAUUAGACAAUAGAAGUGCUCUUUUCUGUAAUGUUGAAAACGUGUUUGAUCUCUUACCUAUUCGUUUGACCUCUUUUGCAGGGUAUACCUAAACAUGGCCCGUCUAUCAUCCUUCCUACUGAAGACGUACCACGGAGGACACAUUGUCAUCAGAUUGGCAAUGGCUGGCCACAAACAGUCUAACAGACCUUUCUACCGCAUUGUGGCAGCUUACAACAAGCGAUCACGAGACAGUAAAUACAUAGAACAGCUGGGCUCUUAUGACCCCCUGCCAAACAUCUACAAUGAGAAACUGGUCAGCAUCAACUCUGACAGGAUCAAGUACUGGAUGGGCUGUGGUGCACAUCCAACGAAGCCUGUGGCCAAACUUCUAGGACUGGCUGGGUUCUUCCCCCUGCAUCCCAUGACGGUGACAGAAACAGAGCGUCAUAGGGCCCUGGCAGAACUAGCAGAGGAAGCAGCUCCAGAGGAUGGAGUUAAGCAGUAGCAACUAGGAUAGCUGGAGCAUGGGGGACUGUCAAGCAAAGCAGGGUGUGGUUACUGUACACGAAGGACAGCUAGAAAUGACAUUCUCCUCCCAAAAGGUUAACUGUUUCCAGUGAAAGCCUUUGUGAACUAUGAAUAUUCAUAAGCAGUGCUUAACAGAACAACUUAUGAAGGCUUUUUAGAUUUUAUUUUUUACAAAUUACACUGAACAAGAAUAUAAAUGCAACAAAAAUAUUUUAAAAGUUAGUUUAUUUAAAAGGAAGUCAGUCAAUUGAAAUAAAUGCAUUAGGCCCUAGCCUAUGGAUUUCACAUGACUGAGAAUAGAGAUAAUCUGUUGGUCAUUUGCAUAUAGUUGAUCAGAGGCUACACCUGAUGUAUUUGGAGAAUGUGACAAAUCAAAUUUGAUUCGAUUUUUAUUCUACAUAAACGCAGUCUACCACUUACAAUUGAAAACAGUGGACAUGAUAAACAGGGCAGAUCUACUUACACAUUUUGUAUGGAAAGAAAAUAGCAUUUGUAUCUUUAUAGGCUCCAAAUUCAUAUGAUAAAGAUUUUCUCAGUACUGCAACCAGAAGCCUGCUCAAUUGAUCAGAUUAUACACUUCUUAUUGGAACUCACAUGAAUGCCAUUAUUGAUUCUAAGCUAGGUAGAUGUGGACCUUCUCAUAGCUCAUCACAAGUGAAUGCUUUCAAUGCACUUAAACAAUUUCUUCAAGAUCUUCAUCUUAAUGACUGUUGGAGAAGUUAUAAUCCCACAACUAAGGACUAUACAUGCUUUUCUGAUGAAUUUAAACUUUCUGGAGAAUUGAUUACAUUUUAACAUCUACUGAUAUUACAGGUAACAUGGAACCUAUAAAAACAUUACUGGCCAUUCUAUCUGAUCAUAAUCCAAUUCUUUGUAAAUGUCAAAUCUUCCCAAUGAAAAAGCAUUCACUGACACGGAGGUUUAAUAAUAAUUUACUACGCAACUCUGACUACAUCUUUCAAUUAAAAUCCAAUUUCAGAUAUAUAUAUUUAAAAAAUGACUACUCAGUGUAGGACUCAACUAUGGUAUGUGUAGCUUUGAAAUGUUAAAUAAGAGGAAACACCACACAUUUUUCUUCUAAUUUACAGAAAUGAAGACUUCAGAAGACCAGUGAAUUGUAAAAUCAUUGUAAAAUGAUGGAAGACUCUUAAAAACAACUAUUCAACAGAGAGAAAUUGAGCUUAAAACAAGUAGACUGGAACUUAAUGACUUGUUGUGACGUAGAGCAGAAUUCAUUAUGCAGAGGAUGUGACAAAAAUCCUGUUUUCAAGGGAGUAGGCCUAGCCAAUUACUGGAGCUGCAGCUUAAACAUGCUGAAACA
This is a messenger RNA of Oncorhynchus keta (chum salmon), 1893 nucleotides long. RefSeq names its product 28S ribosomal protein S16, mitochondrial-like. Gene Ontology annotation, biological process: mitochondrial translation. The transcript has 3 exons. Bases 157 to 549 code for a protein of 130 amino acids. Gene Ontology annotation, molecular function: structural constituent of ribosome. Lineage: Eukaryota; Metazoa; Chordata; Actinopteri; Salmoniformes; Salmonidae. Gene Ontology annotation, cellular component: ribosome; mitochondrial small ribosomal subunit. The record is from RefSeq and is a predicted model, not a curated record.